Molecule: messenger RNA, 1179 nt
Organism: Formica exsecta
Lineage: Eukaryota; Metazoa; Arthropoda; Insecta; Hymenoptera; Formicidae
Product: protein KTI12 homolog
Exons: 4
Coding region: 251-1153 (300 amino acids)
Source: RefSeq, a predicted model, not a curated record
UAUAGUUUCACAUUGUCACCGCGCGAGGUCUCCAAGAUCAAUUCAGAAUUUUUUCGUCACUCUAACCUCCAACCGAUCCUUCAUAUGAUUUUGUAACGUCAAAAAAACUGUAAAUUAUAAAUAAAUUUGUAUAUAAUAUGUUGUAUUCGUUAGAAAUUUACAUAAUUUAUAUUCUUGUAAGAAGUUAGAGAAUGUGAAUAUGUAAGGAUUGAACUUCCUUUGAUCCAGAUAUUUGUUAUAUUAUGCUAAAAUGCCGCUGAUAAUAAUAACUGGCAACCCGUGCAGCGGUAAAACAACGAGAAGUCUUGAAUUGAAGAAGUAUUUUGAGAACAUGCUAAAGAAUAGUGGACAAAAUGUAGAAAUAAUUAGCGAAUACGAUGCGAUAAUUAAGGAAGGCUACGAUAAAAAUGUAUUUUACGCGGAUUCCAAAAAAGAAAAAGCUGUUAGAAGCGCCAUAAAAUCGGACAUUCAACGUAGGCUCAACACACGCGAUCUAUUGAUAUUUGAUGGUAGCAAUUACAUCAAAGGAUAUCGGUACGAAAUUUACUGUAUGACCAAACUGUACAAGACUCCUCAAUGCACAAUACAUUGUGAUAUACCAGUCGAAUAUGCUUGGUUGUGGAACAAUAAACGAGUCGAAUUAGAUCGAUAUAGUAGAGAAAUUUUUGACUCACUUGUAGCAAGAUAUGAAACGCCAGAUAGUAAAAACCGAUGGGAUUAUCCACUUUUUGCAAUUACACCAGAAGACGAAUUAAUGUUCGAUGAAAUUUAUAAAUCGCUUUACCAAGUUAAAUCACCAAAACCAAAUCAAAGUACCCAAUGUGUCAGUAUCUCCUUUUUUUCUUCUUUUUUUCCAGUGUCCAAUAUUUUACAUAAAUAUUUAUAUUUUCAGCCACCAUUAGCAUCUACGAAUUAUUUGUAUGAAUUAGAUACAAUAACAAAAGAUGUAAUAAACGCAAUAUUAUCGGCGCAACAACUGGGAAUAAACAACAAUAUAAAGAUACCAGGUUCCAAUGUGACUGUACAAAGCACAGGCACACCAGCGAAACUAAUGAGAUUACGGAGACAGUUUUUAACUUAUAGUAAAAUGCAGCAAAGUAGAAUCGAUCAUAUUGCCACAUUAUUUGUACAAUACCUCAAUAAAAACUUAUAAUAAAGCAGAGAAAAAUGUAUUGGGUA